Thecamonas trahens ATCC 50062 is the source of this 6249-nucleotide messenger RNA. Its product is annotated as spindle pole body component alp14. Gene Ontology annotation, cellular component: kinetochore; spindle pole; centrosome. The record is from RefSeq and is a predicted model, not a curated record. Lineage: Eukaryota; Apusomonadida; Apusomonadidae. The transcript has a single exon. The coding region runs from base 1 to 6222 and encodes 2073 amino acids. Gene Ontology annotation, biological process: centrosome duplication; establishment or maintenance of microtubule cytoskeleton polarity; mitotic spindle organization. Gene Ontology annotation, molecular function: microtubule plus end polymerase activity; microtubule plus-end binding.
AUGGCCGCGUCCGACCUUGAGAGCUCGCUGAGUGCGAGCAAGUGGUCAACCCGCCGCGACGCAUACGCGGAGCUUGCUAAGGCGUUUGAGGCCGCUGCCGAUGACUCGGAUCCGGUUUACAGCCAGUUUGCACCCGCGCUGGUCAAGGCUGUGGCCGACUCGAACGAGAUGGCGCGCAAGGAGGGCGUGAACGCCGCAGCCGCCUUCUUCCGUACCGCAGGGCUUGCAGUGGCCCGUGGCUACGCCGCAGACAUCACUGCAGGCAUUGUUUCCACCGCAUUCAAGUCGAAGCGCUGUGUCGAGCCUGCCAAGUCUGCUCUCCUCGACGCCCUCACCGCUGGGCCCGAGGUCCUCGAGGCUGUCGUCGAGAUUGUCCUCACCAAGGGCUUUACCCACAAGACACCCAAGGUUGUCGAGGCCGCCGUUAUUGCGGUCAAGGACGCCGUGCUCGCCUUUGGCCGCGUCACCUUUGCCAUCGGCGACAUCCUCAAGGCCGUUGCGCCGCUCUUCUCGCACGCCGCUCGCCCGGUCCGCAAGGAGGCGCUCGAGCUCGCGGCCUCGCUCAAGCGGGUCGUCGGCCCUGCCAUCCAGCGCGUGCUCAACAACUCGCUUCGCCAGGCUCAGCUCGACGAAGUCGAGGCCUUUCUAGCCGAGCGCCCUGCCGCAGCUCCGGCGCCUUGCAUGUUCUUUCGCGGCCAGGAGCCGCCACCGGCCGCUCUUGCUCCUGCCGCGGCGGCCGUGUCAGCGACAGCUGGCGCCGCUCCCAUUGGCGCCGCUUCCGCUCCCGUGCCUGCUACCGCUGUCACUCCGACGCCGGUCGUUCUGGAAGAGGCCGUCGACAUCAUGGCCGCGUUUCCGGCCGAUCCUGUGGCGCCGCUCGACGCGCCCAAGUGGAAAGACCGCAAGGACGCCCUCGAGGGCUACAUCAAGAUCCUCGAGGGCGCCGGCCGGUACGACGAGUCGGGUCAUUACGGCCCGCUGCUCGAAAAAUGUGCGAGCCUCGUUGCAGCCGACAAGAACGUGUUUGUUGUCGCCAAGGCUGCCAACGUCAUAGAGCUUGUCGCUGCUGGCCUGGCUACCACGCCCAAUGCCAUUCGCUGCUACGCCACUGGGCUCCUCCGCCCGCUCCUUGCUCGCUCCAAGGAGAAGAAGGCUUCGGUCCGCGCCGCGCUCGACGGCGCGCUCGCCACGCUCGCCGGCUCCCUCACCAUCGAGGAGACCGUGCUUGAGAUUCUUGUCGAGUCUGCUGGCGACAAGAACCCCAACGUCGGCAUGGCUGUCGCCAAAACUAUUGCUGCUGGCAUGUCACGAGGAGCCUCGCUCCCGCCUCCGUCGCUUAAGCCGACGCUGGAGGCUCUUCGCGGCCUGACCGAGGCCCGCGAUUCUGCUGUUCGUGACACCGCCAACGCCGCCGUCGCCGCCAUUGUUCUGGCUCUCCCUGAUCGCGCCACCCGCGGCUUCCUCGACUCGCUCAAGCCGGCUCGCAAGGACGCGAUCCUUGCUCUCAACGCCGCAGCUUCGGCUCCCGCUCCCGCUCCCGCUCCCGCUCCCGCAGCUGCUGCAGCUCCAGCGGUGCGGGCCCGCCCUGCAGCUGCAGCCGCGUCGUCAACGGCAGUGCCGGCUGCGGCGCCACGUGUUGCGGCAGCGCCGGCUGCAGCCCCUGUCGUCGCCCCGUAUGAGGUUGUGUCUGUGGAGAUGUCGAACCCGCUCCCGCCCGAGCUGGCCAUUGCCCGGGCCGAGGGCCUUGUGCCUGGCGCUAUCCUCACCCAGCUCGCGGCCAAGGGAUGGAAGGAGCGCAAGGCCGGGAUGGAAGCACUCCGCGGCUUUGUUGAAGGUCUCGGCUCGCCGAUCGACGGCGAGACCGGCGAGGCACUGGUGCGCUUGAUGGCAAAGAACCCCUCGUUCUCGGACUCGAACUUCCAGGUUGUGACCGCCAUGGCUAACCUCGUCGGCUACAUUGCCACAGAGUGCCUCGCCUUCAACAAGUCUGCAGGCUCGGCGGUGGUCGCUGGCCUCACUUCAAAGCUCGGCGACCGCAAGCUGACCAAGCCUGCCGAGGACGCGUUGCUCAACCUGGCCGAGGCGCUCUCGCUCGACUUUGUCUUUGCUCUCAUGCACAAGGCCAUGCCGUCGCUGAAGUCGCCCAAGAUUCAGGAGGCGGCCUUGGUGUGGAUGGCCGCGGCGGUGACCGAGUUUGGCGGAGCGCGGACGAUCCGUGUCAAGGACACGGUGGCAUUCAUCAAGUCAAUGCUCAAGUCCUCGAACGCCAAAGUUCGCGCUGCUGCGGUGGCGCUUAUCGGCUCGCUAGCGCCGACCGCCGGGAAGUCGAUCGGCCUCAUGUUCGCCGAUGUCAAGCCUUCAUUGCAGGCGUCGAUUGCCGACUCGGUCGCCACCGGUGUCGCAACAACCGCCCCGCUCCCGGUCCGGUUCUACCGGCGUGAGCCGCCGCCGGUGCCGAUGCCAAGUGCGGCCCCGGCUGCGGUUGCGGUUGGCGGUGGUGCUGCUUGCGCUGCUGCGGCUGGCGAUUCUGCCCGGGCGAGCAGCCCUCCGGUGCUGGCUGCAGUGCCGGGCGUGCUUGGCGAGGCGCCGGUCGAAGACGAGUACAUGCCGCGAGUCGACAUUGCGAGCAAGAUCAAGGAGUCUGUCCUCAAGGCGAUGGGCGACAAGUCGUGGAAGACCCGGAAAGAGGCGAUGGAGACUGUGGCCAAGGAGGUCAAGGCAUCUGGCUCGCACAUUGUGGCCAACGUCGACUCCAUCAUGGGCGCCCUCAAGGGCCGCUUCGCCGACGCCAACAAGAACCUCACCAUUGUGGCUGCUGAUCUCAUGGCCGAGCUCUUUGCCGCCAUGGGCCGCAACGGCGGCAAGUACGCGCGGCUGGGGACCGCAUGCGCGGCGAAGCUGUUUGCCGACAAGAAGACGACGGUCCGCGCCGCGGCCGGACGGCUCCUGGCCGCCAUUGUCGAGGUGGCUGGCAUCGAGGAGUGCCUGCCGGUUCUCUCUGGCGCACUUGCGGACGCGAACAUGACCGCUGCCCUCGAGAGCGCGUCAUUUCUUGUGCAGUACCUGCCUGCGCUGGAGCACCCGUCGGUCGACGCGUGGCCGCUGGCUCCGGGCUUGGUCAAGGCCUGCCUCGCGCGCGAUCCCAAGGUUCGCAAGCACACCGAAGCCAUGCUGGCCACGAUGGUGCCGCGCUACUCGUUUGGCAAGUUCAAGGGCCUAACCGAGAAGCUCAAGAAGGCUGACAAGAUCUCUGUCAUGGCCAUGCUUACCCCGUUCCAGGGUGUUAAGCCGAGCUCGAGCGCACCGGCAAGCGCGCCGCCUCCGGCCAAGGCCGCCGCGCCGGCGUCGAGCCAUGGACACAAAAAAUCGACCAAGGCUCCCAAGCGCGCCAAGUCGCGCAAGCCGGGAACUCGCAAGAAGAGCAUGAAGCGACCGGCGACGUCCGCUGGAGCCAAGGCCAGCGGCGCGAGUGGAAGCAAGGCCAACUCGGCGCUGUUUGUGGGGACUGCCGGGCGGAUGGCAAGCCGCGCCAAGAAGAACCGGUCGCGCAAGUGGGUGGUCGCCAAUCGGUCUGUGCCGGAGCUCGUCGAGCGGCUGCAGGAGGAGUCAAUGGAUGCUGUGGCGCCUGCGCUGCUGGAUCUGUGGCUUGCUUCGGACUUUAACUCGCACAACAAGGCCUUUGCACUCAUGGAGGGCGCGCUGGCCAACGAGUUUGAGGCACUCAUGGCUAACCUCGAUCUCGCUCUCCGCUGGGUCUCACUCCGACUCGGUAACUCAAACACCUCGGUGACGCUCAAGGCGCUCUCGUUUGUUGAGGCGCUCUUUGGUAAGCUGGAGACGAUUGGCAAGCGGCUGGACGAGUUUUCCGCCUCAGUCUUUCUCCCUUCGCUCGUCGAAAUGCUGGGCGACUCGAAGGAUCCGAUCCGGGCGACAACGCGCGGUCUCUUCCGCACACUGCGUCACAUCUACCCGGCGUCGCGCAUCUUUGCGCUUGUCUUUGCGGGAACCAAGAGCAAGAACUGGCGGCUGCGGGUCGAGGCCAUCGACGAGCUCGGCCGACUCAUCUCGGCGAACGGGCUCGACGUUUGCAACGUGAGCAAGGUUUUCCCCGCCCUCGGUGCCCGCCUUGCCGAGUCGGACGCCAACGUUCGCGAGGCUGCAAUCUCUGUCUUUAUGGCAACGUACGCCAUGGUUGGUGACAAGCUCUUUGCCAUGCUCGGCAAGAAGCUCCCGCGGGCCUCGACCGAGCUGCUCAAGGAGCGGAUCAAGCAUUCGGGUGUGGCUGCGCCAGAGCCGGAGGUUGUCGAGGCCGAGCCAGUGCUGGUCAAGGCCAAGCCUUCUGUCGCCCCUGCUGUCGCCCCAGCUGUCGAGCCCGCUGUCGCUCCUGUCGUCGCCCAUGCUGACGCCCCUGCUGCCGAGCCCGUGACAAAGCCCGAAGCUGAAGCCACGACUGCAGUCACAACCCAGGCUGAAGUCGCGGCUGAGGCUGAGCAGUCGAUUGUGGCCAAGGUCGAGGCGGAACUGAAGAAGGGGACCGAAGCUGGCGCCGUGGCGGCGGUGGAGGCGCUUUUGGAUGCGCUGGAGAACUCGGUGGAUGUCAUUGAGCCCCAUAUCGACGUUAUCGUGGCUAACCUGGUGCUCCAGCUGCACUUUGCCAUCCAGCCGCUCCAGGUCCGACACGCCAAGCACGUGCUCCAUGGCUUGAUGCAGGUCUUCUCCAAGUCAAGCCUGGUGCUGCGGCUGUCAUCUGCGACGCUUCAGCAGGUUCUGCACGAGCUGGUGGUGCGGCUCAUCGACGAGCCGCUGAAGGCGUCCGAGGAGGGCAAGUCGAUCCACCUCGGGCUCAACAUGCUCAUGCUCAACGUCAUGUCGUCGUGCGCACGGACGCCGGUGGUGGUGCUUCUGCUCGGGGCGCUCGAGGCGAACCUGUUCCGGACUGCGGCCGGUUCGUACGCGCCCGACGCCUACGUCGAGCUGGUGUGCAAGUCGCUGCUGCGUCAGGCGCGGUCGCUCAAGGGCGUCGACUGGGCCGAGGUGACCGGCGCCAUGGCGCGGCUCUUCACGACCCAUCCGCGCAGCAAGUGGGAUGACACCGAGGCGGCAGCGCCGCUGAAAGUGCUCAAGAUCAUUGUGAUGGAACUUGUGCGCGAGCGCGGAGCGGAUGCGGCGCGCGAGUACGUCCACAACGGUUCAACGCUCGCGGGCGCCGACUUUGUGCUCGAGCUCAUCGAGUCGAUCGCCAUGGCGUCUUCGAGCGCCGCGCCGACGCCGGUGGUCGAAACGCCGCAGGCGGCAGCGCCUGCACUGACGCCGGCGCCCGCGGCGGUGCCGGCGGCGACUGCAUCGGCGACGUCGCCUGUUCUCGCCUCCCGUGGCCAGGUGGCGUCGUCGAAGAAGAAGUCGUCGUCGGGCUCUCGCCUCCGCAAGUCAUUCAAGAAGUCGCUGAAGAAGAAGUCACUCAAGCGGCCAAGCACGUCGCGAAAGAAGUCGACCAAGUCGGGCCUGCGCGAGCCUAAGGCGCGCUCCUCAAUCAAGAAGCCGGCACGGUCGGUCCGCGCGGAGCCGCAGACGCCGACGUCACCCAAGGCGUCGCGCAAGCGCAACUCGUUCGGAUCAACCACGCCUGAGGCUCGCCGCUCGCUCCUCUCGAUUGUCAAGAAGCUGAGCGGCGAUGACGCCGAGACCCGCGAGGCAUUCCGCCAGCUCGCCGACUUUCAGGUCAAGUACGCCGACUUUGACCUCGAGCCGUUCCUUGCGACAAAGUCGGAGACCUUCCGUGCGUUUGUGGCCAACGGACUCGCGCAGGUCGAGCUCGAGCGGAAGAACCCUGAGGUUGCGGCGGCGGCAGUGGCGGCGGCAGCUGCGCCGGCAGCGGUGCCUGCCCCGGUCGCUCCUCGCGCCAACGUCAGUGCCGAGGCCAAGGCCGCACCCGGUGAUGCAGCACCAGCGGCUGCGCCCGAGGAGAACGCGUACGUUGCACGGCUGCGGCGGUUGCAGUCCAAGUUCAACAUCGAGCCCAAGACCCAGCUCGUCGCGGUGAAGGCCAAGCCUGUGGCGGCGGCACCAGCUGCGGUCGGGCCGGACGCCAAGGAGAAUGUCGCUGUGGCGGCAGGCCGGGCCGAGGCCGAACCGGCGGCCAAGAAGGCGUCGUCGGAAGAGGCUGCGGCCAAGCUCGACUCGCUCAAGUCGCGCCUGCAGCGGCUGAAGGCGCUGCGCGGGUGAUCAAGUGAACACAAAUUGUAAUCUGGA